AAUUUGUCGCUCAACAAACUUGAGAAUGCAUAGAGUAAGAUAGAGUGAUUAUAGACUUAACAAAUUGAUUUGUGUUCAUUAUGAAUUUGUGUUCAACAUCAAAAUGUAUCUUUGGAGAAUCCGGUCAGGGCGCCAUUUUCCAAACCUCAAAAUUCUUGCUUCAUUUCACUCCCACCAAAUCAAGAUUUCUUCCCCACAGCCACAGUCACAGCCACAGCAUGAAAUCCCAGCAGCAGAGCCCAACGAAAUUGAAAUCAUCGGUGUAUCCAACACCUUCCAUUGGACAAGAUGCAUCCACAAGCUAUGCACGGUCGACGGCGACGCCGAUGCCGCCCUCCGCCUCCUGCACCAGCUCCGCCGCCGCGGAUUCCAGCCCGACUCCCUCAACAUCAGCAGCAUCAUCCACGCUCUCUGCCACGCCAGACGCUUUGAAGAAGCCCACGACCGCUUUCUCGCCUUCAUUUCCUCCAACUGCGCCCCCGACGAGCGCACCUGCAACGUCCUCAUCGCGCGCCUCCUUGACGGAGGAGAUCCCCACCGCACAUUUGGCGUGAUCAACGCGCUGGUCGCAGAGAAGCCGGAGUUUGUGCCGUCUUUGGUGAAUUACAACCGUUUGAUUGAUGGAUUGUGUAAAUUGAGGAGAUUGGGAUCCGCUCAUUUGAUGUUUUACCAAAUGUUAAUGAGGGGGCAUUGUCCUACUGUUGUCUCGUACACCACUUUGAUCAAUGGGUAUUGCGCGAUUGGGGACAUGGAAGCUGCGCAGAAGCUGUUCGAUGAAAUGUCUGAGAGGGACGUGCGCCCUAAUGCGCUUGCUUACUGCGCUUUACUUGGUGUGGUUUUGAAGAGAAGGGAGUUUGAGAAAGGGAAAGUCUUGAUAGGAAAAAUUUGGGAGGUCAUGGAAUGCACCUACGAAGUGAAAGUUAAUGGUGCAGCAUUUAGCAAUGUGAUUGAUUGUUUGUGUAGAGAAGGGUUGUUUCAUGAGGUGUUUAACAUUGCAGAACAUAUGCCACAGGGAAACAACGUUCGCGAAGAGUUUGCUUACGGGCAAAUGAUCGAUUCACUGUGUAGGUUCGAGAGGUACAAUGGUGCUGCGAGAAUUGUUUAUAUAAUGAGAAAGAGGGGAUUUGCUCCAAGUUCAGUUUCAUAUAAUUCAAUUGUUCAUGGUCUAUGUAAGGAUGGUGAUUUCUUGAGGGCUUUUCAGUUGCUCGAAGAAGGCAUGAGUCAUGGUUACUCGCCUUCCGAGUUUACUUAUGCAAUCUUGGUUGAGGGUCUUUGCCACCAAUGUGAAGUAGCUAAAGCAAACCAAGUGCUAAACGUGAUGUUGAGUAAGCAAGGCGUGGACGCGGCUAGGAUAUACAAUAUCUAUUUGAGGGCUCUUUGUCGUAUGAAUAACCCUUCGGAGCUUCUAAACGUGCUUGUUCUGAUGCUCCAGACCAACUGCCAGCCUGAUAUCAUUAGCCUGAACACUGUGAUAAAGGGGUUUUGCGAGGUGGGAAGAGUCGAAGAGGCUUUACAGGUGUUGAACGAUAUGAUCACGGGUAAAUUUUGUGGUCCAAAUGGGGUGACCUUCACUACUAUUAUGCAGGGACUUCUGAACGCGGGUAAGGCUGAAGAAGCACUGAAAUUCUUGAUUCAUGUGAUGCCGGAGAAGGGUCUCCCCCCCGGUGUGGUGACGUACAACGCUGCGCUUCGUGGAUUGGUUAAACUCGGGCGAGGCAGAGAAGUUAUGCAAGUAUUGGGUCAUAUGGUAUGUGGUGGGGUGGCUGCUGAUUGCGUGACUCACACGAUCAUAAUUGAAGGGCUGUGUGAGCUGUGUUGGAUCGAUGAAGCUAUCAAGUUUUGGAGCAAGGUGGUGUGGCCUUGUGGAGUUCAUGACAACUUCGUGUAUGCUGCUCUGCUGAAAGGGCUUUGUGGUGCAGGGAGAUUUAGUGAGGCGUGUCACUUGCUGUAUGAACUGGCAGAUUGUGGAGUGGCUGUGAACAAUGUGAACUACAACAUUGUGAUUGAUUGUGGUUGCAAGUUGGGAUUGAAGAAGGAGGCGUAUCAGAUUGUGGGCGAGAUGAGGAAGAAUGGCAUGAGGCCCGACCCAGUCACGUGGAGAAUAUUGGAUAAAUUGCACCAUGCAGUUGGAACAAACCAACUUCAACUCAUCUGAGGCCGUUUCUGAUCAUUUUCUAUCAAUGGGCUUUUUUUUUCAAUUAAUAAUAUUGAACAAAAUAUUUAAAAAUUAUGUACCUGUAAAUUUGAACCCAAGAUUUUUAAUUUUAGACACUAACCAAUCUAUGGCUUGACCAGCACUGUCAAUAUCAAUGGGCUUUUGGUUCUUCAA
Molecule: messenger RNA, 2329 nt
Organism: Salvia miltiorrhiza (redroot sage)
Lineage: Eukaryota; Viridiplantae; Streptophyta; Magnoliopsida; Lamiales; Lamiaceae
Product: pentatricopeptide repeat-containing protein At3g18020
Exons: 1
Coding region: 104-2155 (683 amino acids)
Molecular function (GO): protein binding
Source: RefSeq, a predicted model, not a curated record